Messenger RNA from Oncorhynchus mykiss (rainbow trout), 9563 nucleotides. RefSeq lists its product as uncharacterized. Gene Ontology annotation, molecular function: TFIIIC-class transcription factor complex binding. Gene Ontology annotation, cellular component: transcription factor TFIIIB complex. NCBI's taxonomy places the organism in Eukaryota, Metazoa, Chordata, Actinopteri, Salmoniformes, Salmonidae. The record is from RefSeq and is a predicted model, not a curated record. Gene Ontology annotation, biological process: RNA polymerase III preinitiation complex assembly.
ACUUAAACUACUAUUCCCACAAUCCCUUUCACGAAUGACACUGACGUCAUCGAAAACAUCAUGGUGGACUCGUGUGUGUGUGCAUGGUGCUAGACUUGGAUUAAAACGUCGACCAUAUGGAAUAUAUGUCGAAAAGCUGAUCAUUAAAUACGAGCCUCUCUGCAGUAGGAGAGAAUGCUUCGCAGAUCCAGGAUCAGUGUUCGCCCGAACGUCAGGCCAGCAGGCAGAGGGCCAGCACCAGCAUCCUCCCAGGACACUCCACCUUCCCAGGAGGCUGCAGUCUCCCAGGCCUCCGAGGACCUUCCCCAGGCAGGGGGCCAGUGCGUGAAGGACACCACCACAACUGCAGUGCUAGAAGCCUCCACAGAGUCCACCACACCCAGAGAGGAUGGAAAAGACCCAAAUGGCGAGGCUUCCAGCAGCACCCCCUCUGCCGGUCUUCAAAGGAGGAAGCGGUUCUCUGUCAUGCCAAACCUUGCCAAACCCCGGGUGGCCGCCACCCCAGCCCUCACCCGCUCCUCCCCCAGGACCCCCAAGUCCCCUGUAAGAGCGGGCACUGAGACUCCAGCUCCAACCCCUGAGGCUCCAGAGGCCCCCAGCCAGACAGAUUCUGGACCCCCACAGGGCAUGAGAUCCCCAAGGCGGAGGCCCUCUGGAGGUAGUAGGCAGGCCAAAGGACAGCCCAAACCCAGGCCACUGUCCCCAGCUUCCCCAGGCCCUACAACAACCUCUCUGGGGAAUGUGGCAGUGGAGAACUCAUCCUCGUCACAACAGACCCUGCAGGCAGCAGGCAAAGACUGCAUCCAAUCAGAUCUCCUGAAAAAAACACCAAUCAUUAAAGUUCCAUCCACUCCGUUAGAGAUGGUCCCAUCGUCCUCCCUUCCAGACAAAGAGGGUAUCUCAGUGUCAGAGAGAGCUAAGACUCUGGUCGCCAGGUCUGUGUCUGGUGGGCUCACCGGGCUGGCACCAGGGAAGUCCAGGCUUAGCAGGUUCCUGAAUGACCCAACAGACCUACAGAGGCUGGCUAAGGCCCGGAAGCUCAGAGAGCUGCUGAGACAGGAGAUGAACAAGGAGAAGAAACGGAGCAAAGCCAAGGUGUGUGUGAGCGAAUACACACUAGAUCCCUCUAAAAUGACCAUGAGAGAUCUCAUCUACUACCUGCCUGAUACCAACCCCAUGACGUCUUAUCUGGUAGAGGAACAGAGGGAGAAUGAGACUGUCCUCCCACUCACCCCACCAAGAGAAGAGUCACCUGAAAGACCCCCAACACCGGAGGCCCCAGCUGAGAUAGCCAGCCAGGGAGAUGAAGAUGAAGAUGAGGAUGACGAUGGGGUGAUGGUCCCGCGGGUGAAGGUGGCAGAAGACGGCUCUCUGAUCAUCGAUGAGGAGAGUUUGACGGUGGAGGUCUUGAGGCAGAAAGGGCCCAACCCAGCUGAUGAUAGAGACCCCAUCUUUGAGCGUGGCUCCACAACCACCUACUCGAGCUUCAGGAAGGGGACACACGUUAAGCCCUGGUCCAACAAAGAGACGGACAUGUUCUUCCUGGCCAUCAGUAUGGUGGGAACAGACUUCUCCAUGAUUGGACAGCUGUUCCCUCACCGCGGUCGCACCGAGAUCAAGAACAAGUUCAAGAAAGAGGAGAGAGCAAACAGCUGGAGGAUAGACAAGGCCUUCAAGGAGAAACGCAGGCUGGACCAUGAGUUCUUCACUAGUCUCCUGGAGAAGAUCUUGGCUGCAGAGGCAAAGAGGAACAAAAAUAACAAGUCCCCCACAGAGAAGAUACGGAUCAAGAAAAAAAUCAAACAGAAAGAAAAGAAAGCAGCGAAGCAGCUGAGCGACGUAGAGGAGGAGGGGUUAGACGCGGAGAUGGACACAGAGGAGGUGGAGGGAGAGAAGGAGAACGAGAACGUCUCUAACGAAGGGACCACGCUUUCUUCCGCUCCCACCCCUAAGAGAAAACGCAAAAGUAGGGAUGGUGGAGGAGAGUCCUCUCCUGAAGAAGCAAAGGAUGGAAAGAAAAAGAAGAUUGACCUAAUAACAAGUGAUCAAGAAGAGGCUGGUGUACCUGAAGAUUCUGAGGCAGGGCCUCCAGAGAGUUCAAAGCAGGCAGAAGGGCCUGUGGAAGCAGCCAAGGGACCUGUGGUGAUCAAACCAGCCCAGUUGUCCCGUGGCCGAUCCCAGAGACCUCUUCCUAACCUGGGUAGGAAGUGGGGCCAGAGGGGCCCCGAGCCCAAUACCAAGCCUAACGUUAAAGAUGGGGCCACACCUACAGAGGAGGAGAACACUGAAGAAGGGCUGUCUGAAGAACAGGUAGAUGAAGAUGCUUCCCCUUCAGUCAGUCAAAAGGAGAAGAAGAAAGCUGGUAAACUCUCUUCAUCUGAGGGAGAGGAGGAAGAAGCCAACGAUAAACCCAUCAAACCCACCAGGUAUGGCAGAAUACCCAAAAAGACACAGCUCUUGAAUUACCCUGCAAAGGAGGAUGGGGACUCGCCCUCAGACUCUGCCCCCACUCCCGCCUCAGACGGAUCCCCCUCCACCAUGCCCAAAUCCAAACCAGCUACCAGGAGGGCCAAAAUCAAACCUGGCCCAGCCCUGCCAGGUAGGAUGGGCCAAUCAACUGCUAGGAAAUCCAAGCUGGUCACCCUCAGGGCAUCCCAGUCUGAAGAUGAGGAUGAAGAUGAGGAAGAAGGAGCAUGGAGAGAGGAGCCGCAGGCCGAGGAGGACACCCACAAUCCCACAAGCCCAGAGGAGGAGAAUCAGGCACCUGCGUUCAUCCCCAUGAGCCUUCGCUCGCCACAACCUGUCGCCACAGAGGUUGAGGAGACCAUGGAGGAGGUGAAAGGGCUCGAUAUCUCCGUCAACGUGCCUGAUGUCCUGGGUAUUUCCCAUGAUGCAUUCUGCCCUGACUCGUCAUGCGAGCGGGCACAGGGUGGUGAAAUGGGCACAGUGCCCUGUGAACAUCAGUUGGACCUGUUAGUAGACGUGAUAGACUUCCUGUCUCCAGAUAACACGGAAGUAUCUGAGGAGAGCUACAACGAGGCAGCUAGAACCCUUCUGGCCAUCGGCAACCUCACCCACCUGUCUCAGGCGGCUGAGGCCUUCACUGCCGGAGCAGAUGAUAUCAUCACGGAAGAACGUUCCAAUGAGGACCAACUGUACCAGAUGACACCACAGCCCACUGACCAAUCACAAACUAGCACCAUUCCUUCUGAAUCCUUUAGGGUCACUGAGGCAUCACGAAUCGCUGAGGAUUCUGUACCUGUUGCCUCGUCAACAACAGCCUCUGUCCCUGUCACCACGACAACAGCCUCUAUCCCAGGCUCCAAAAUAACAGCCUGUGUCAUAAUUACCAUGGCAACAGCCUCAGUCCCAGUCACCACGACAACAUCUUCUCCUCCAGUCACCUUGACAACAACGGCAUCUGUCCCAGUGCCUCAGAGCAGUGAUACGCCCACUCUAGAAACUCCACCCAUAGAGGAGGGGCCUCUCAGACAGAUGGAGGGGACUGAUAUUGGACACGCCUCCAAGAUGGAAUCAGGUUCUGAAGUGUCAGAGGGCUCAGAGCAACAGACAACCUCACAGAGCAGGAGGAGCCACUUCCCUAAGGUCAAACCCAACCUGGGACGGGCUGCCAGGACCACACAACCCAAACAGACGACCACCACACUGUCAGAAUCACCACAGACUACCACCACACUCUCUGAACCACCACUUGAGCCUAUGCUGAAUAUCACCACAACCUCAGAACCACAGCCUACCAUGCAUAUCACCACAGAACCACCACUGCCUACUGAGAGUAUUAACACAGAGUCAGAAACACAGCCCAAACAGAGAACUACCACACACUCAAAACCACAAACCACCACCACACACUCCAAGCACCAGCCCACCACAAAUAUUAUCCCACACUCAGAACCACUGCCCAUUCAGAAAACCAGAAUAGCGUAUUCAAAAUCACAGCCUACAUUGAAUACCACCACAAACACACUCUCAAAACAACAAUCUACACAGAGUACCACCAAACUCUCACAACCACAGCCCACCCCGAGCCUUGAUCAGCCAAGUCCAGUUACAUUCAUGCCCAUAGUCCCAGAGUCACCUCUGACGUCAUCAGAAGAGGUGAAAGGUCACGAUGGCCGUAAGGGAAAUACUUCCCUCAGUGCUGGAGGGUCCCAGUCAGGGACAUCAGACUCAGACCAGCCCAAACAGACAGGUCCUCUAACCCGUAGGGCCCGUUUACCUAAACCCAAACCCAACUUGGGUCUCACCGCCAAAGCCGCUACGCGCUCUGCAGUCCAGGUACCAGAAAGCAGGCCAAGCCCUGAAGUCCAGACACCAGAGGAAGCUGAUGAGGUUCCCAUGGAAAUACAACAGAUCCACCAAGUCGUCCCCCUUUGUGACAUCAUCGAUACUACCCAGGAGGAAAUACAACAGAUUCACCAAGUCAUCCCUCAUCCACCCAUAGAGGGGCCUCUCAAACAGAGGGAGGGGACUGAUAUUGGACACGCGUCUCAGGUGGAAUCAGGUUCUGAAGUGUCAGAGGACUCAGAGCAACAGACAACCUCACAGACCAGGAGCCACUUCCCUAAGGUCAAACCCAAUCUGGGAUGGGCUGCCAGGACCACACAACCCAAACAGACUACCACCACACUGUCAGAACCACCACUAGAUUCUAUGCUGAAUAUCAUCACAACCUCAGAACCACAGCCUUCCAUGAUUAUCACCAUAGAGCCACCACUGCCUACUGAGAGUAUUAACACAGAGUCAGAAACACAGCCCAAACAGAGAACUACCACACACUCAAAAUCACAACCCACCACAAAUAUCAUCCCACACUCAGGACCACAGCCCAGUCAGAGAACCAGAGUAGCGCAUUCAAAACCACAGCCUACAUUGAAUACCACCACACAGUCAGAACCACUCCAGCCCACACUAAAUUCCACCACAAACACACUCUCAAAACAACAAUCAACACAGAGUACCAGCAAACUCUCACAACCACAUCCCACCUCAAGCCUUGAGCAGCCAGGUCCAGUUACACUCAGACCCAGAGUCCUAGGGUCACCUCUGAGGUCAUCAGGAGAGGUGAAAGGUCACGAUUGCUUCAAGGAAAAUACUUCCUCUUCCCUCAGUGCUGGAGGGUCCCAGUCAGGGACAUCAGACUCAGACCAGCCCAAACAGACAGGUCCCCCAACCCGCAGGGCCCGUUUACCUAAACCCAAACCCAACUUGGGUUGCACCGCCAAAGCCGCUACAUGCUCUGUAGUCCAGGUACCAGAUGUGGCUUCCAGACCCAAAUCUGACGUCCAGAGACUAGAUACUGGACCCUGCCCUAAAGUCCAGACACCAGAGGAAGCUGAUGAGGUUCCCAUGGAAAUACAACAGAUCCACCAAGUCGUCCCCCUUUCUGACAUCAUCGAUACUACCCAGGAGGAAAUACAACAGAUUCACCAAGUCAUCCUUUAUCCACCCAUAGAGGAGGGGCCUCUCAGACAGAGGGAGGGGACUGAUAUUGGACACGCCUCUCAGGUGGAAUCAGGUUCUGAAGUGUCAGAGGGCUCAGAGCAACAUACAACCUCACAGAGCAGGAGGAGCCACUUCCCUAAGGUCAAACCCAACCUGGGACGGGCUGCCAGGACCACACAACCCAAACAGACGACCACUACACUGUCAGAACCAACACAGACUACCACCACACUGUCAGAACCACCACUAGAUUCUAUGCUGAAUAUCACCACAACCUCAGAACCACAGCCUUCCAUGAUUAUCACCAUAGAGCCACCACUGCCUACUGAGAGUAUUAACACAGAGUCAGAAACACAGCCCAAACAGAGAACUACCACACACUCAAAAUCACAACCCACCACAAAUAUCAUCCCACACUCAGGACCACAGCCCAGUCAGAGAACCAGAGUAGCGCAUUCAAAACCACAGCCUACAUUGAAUACCACCACACAGUCAGAACCACUCCAGCCCACACUAAAUUCCACCACAAACACACUCUCAAAACCACAAUCAACAGAGAGUACCACCAUACUCUCACAACCACAGCCCACCUCAAGCCUUGAGCAGCCAGGUCUCAGACCCAUAGUCCCAGAGUCACCUCUGAGGUCAUCAGAAGAUGGCCGUAAGGGAAAUACUUCCUCUUCCCUCAGUGCUGGAGGGUCCCAGUCAGGGACAUCAGACUCAGACCAGCCCAAACAGACAGGUCCUCUAACCCGUAGGGCCCGUUUACCUAAACCCAAACCCAACUUGGGUUGCACCACCAAAGCCACUACACGCUCUGCAGUCCAGGUACCAGAAAGCAGCCCAAGCCCUGAAGUCCAGACACCAGAGGAAGCUGAUGAGGUUCCCAUUGAAAUACAACAGAUCCACCAAGUCUUCCCCCUUUGUGACAUCAUCGAUACUACCCAGGAGGAAAUACAACAGAUUCACCAAGUCAUCCCUCAUCCACCCAUAGAGGGGCCUCUCAGACAGAGGGAGGGGACUGAUAUUGGACACGCCUCUCAGGUAGAAUCAGGUUCUGAAGUGUCAGAGGGCUCAGAGCAACAGACAACCUCACAGACCAGGAGGAGCCACUUCCCUAAGGUCAAACCCAACCUGGGACGGGCUGCUAGGACCACACAAACCAAACACCAACAGACUACCACCACACUGUCAGAACCACCACAGACUACCACCACACUCUCAGAACCACAGCCCAUUCAGAGAACCAGAGUAGCGCAUUCAAAACCACAGCCUGCAUUGAAUACCACCACACAGUCAGAACCACUCCAGCCCACACUAAAUUCCACCACAAACACACUCUCAAAACAACAAUCCACACAGAAUACCACCAUACUCUCACAACCACAGCCCACCUCAAGCCUUGAGCAGCCAGGUCCAGUUACACUCACACCCAUAGUCUCAGAGUCACCUCUGACGUCAUCAGAAGAGGUGAAAGGUCACGAUGGCCGUAAGGGAAAUACUUCCCUCAGUGCUGGAGGGUCCCAGUCAGGGACAUCAGACUCAGACCAGCCCAAACAGACAGGUCCUCUAACCCGUAGGGCCCGUUUACCUAAACCCAAACCCAACUUGGGUCUCACCGCCAGAGCCGCUACGCGCUUUGCAGUCCAGGUACCAGAAAGCAGGCCAAGCCCUGAAAUCCAGACACCAGAGGAAGCUGUUGAGGUUCCCAUGGAAAUCCCACAGAUCCACCAAGUCUCCCCCCUUUGUGACAUCAUCGAUACGACCCAGGAGGAAAUGGAACAGAUUCACCAAGUCAUCCCUCUUACUGACGUCAUUGAUUCUACCCAGGGCGAUAUGUCUGUCUUUACGGAGGGAAGCAUUUUCUCGCAACAAAGUGAUGCUGUCUUCAUACAGCACUCAGAAACGUCUGUGUCGACUGCUCCGUUGGACCAGGCCCAGUCAGACCCGGAUGAGCCUAUAUUCAUCCUCUCCCUGACUGAAAUCCCAGUGCUCCCCACAGGGGAGGAGAGUGGCUGCACAUCCCAGACCCUCUCUGAGCCUUUCCUUUUUCUACCAGACGCAGGCGCUCAACUGCAGCAGAGCAGUGAUAUUGUUGCCCCCGGAGGUGGUUUGGAGAAAGGGAAUGCUGGUGUCCUCUGUGAAGUCCCUGAGCCUAUGUCAGUGGAUGAGGUCCUUCCUCAACCCUCAUACACCAGUAUCAAGGAAGUGGAGUCUGGCUCCACGGCGGGUCCAGUAGGUGUGUGUGCCUCGGCCAAACCCUCAGAAGACUCCAUGGCUGAUGCAGAGACUAGUGAGGACACGCAUCCUCCUAAGAAGAGGAAAGCGCCAGAGAGAGACAGGAGAGUAGACAAACUGCAGGUGAGACCUAACACUGCAGUAAGGAAACAGACCAGUUGUUCGGCCCCUGCCAAGGAGGCUGUGUCACCCAUUACCCCAGACCAGACACCCUCUUUGACCACUACCACCCUAGACACUUACCACCCCACUGCCUCCAGUCCCCUGGCCCAGCCAGGCCCCUCCGUCACGGGAACUGCAUCACGACAGGGGGUGGCUGAUGAGCCACAGCAGGGGACUGUGGGCUGUUUCGAUCGUACAGAGACCGAGCACAAGCCGACUGGAGGGGAGGACAAUAGUUCAGGGGCGGAGUCUCAGGCUGCCCGUCAAAUUACACCGCUGGCUAUGAGUGGCCCCUUGAGCAGGCCUGGUAGGAGACCCAGAGGAUUCCUGUCUUUCAUGUCCAAUAAGAACACCUCCCCUGUAGCUGCCCCCCCCCGAGGUACCAGAGCAGCCGCUCGGAGGCCCCAGGUCAACACCACCCGCCCAGGGGGGAAACGGGCUGCUCCUGCACCUUCCACCACAACCAGAACCAUGCCUUCACCUUCCAUAAUGCAUUACACCACCACCCCCACUAGGGCCACCAGAACCACCACUAAGCCAGAUUUUUCCGCCAGGGUGACUCAGGAAAAACCCUCUGAUGCCCUGGCCUUACACUCAGACCCACAGCCCAGUACUUCCCUGUGUACUACAGAUACUGAGUCCUUUCAGGUGCCAGCCGCCCAGCCCAGUGCGUCUCCCUGUGUGGACAGUGGUUCAGCAGACGAGGAACCCAUCAACGUGUCCCAGUACUUCUUCAGUGACAUCUUCACCGAGGUCGAGGAGAAUGAGGGAUGAGAGACGGAGGAAGGGAAAGGAGAUCAAAAAGGCACUCUUUGACUCUUUGUUUGAAUCAAACUGGAGAACAAAAUGUUAAAUACUUAAGAAAACAUGUUUUUGUAUCUACCACUGAAAUUACGUUUCUGCUUGCUUGUGUUUAUGUGAACAAGGUUUCAUGCUUGCAGCGAACAGAUUUGGUCACAAGAUGGCAACAGUGAAACCAAACUAGGGAUAAUUCCUCUUCAAAUUUUGGGGGGGACCAAACUGGCGCGCCUUUAAGCUACUUUCCUAUAUUGAACGAUUACGUUUUUUUGGCUCUUUUACCCCAAUCAUAUUAUCUAGCCUAUUGAGUAAUCUAUUCAUUCUAAUUACAUAUUUAUAUUUAUUUGGUUUACAUUUUUUCAAACCACACCAAGCCAGACAUUCAUGAUAAUUUCCCUCUAUCGGCAAGAAGGAGAAUACUUGAAAUCAGUGUCAACUCACUCUACUACAGGGACUUUCACAUUCAAAUUUGUGUUCUUAUUUUAAAAUUGUUUACAUAGGUAGCCAUUGUCUAAACAUGAGCAUUGUGUGUGUAUAUAUGUUUAUUAUAAUUUAGAUCAGAUAUAUUGGAGGGGUAUGUACCCUUAACAUUUACUUUGGUUUUUCACUCUUCAUGCAUGAACAAGACCCAGCUUUGCAGCUUGAGGGACAGCACAGCAAUGUCUCUUUAUUUCAUGCUCGCUGAAGAUACAGGAAAUAUAAUUUAAAACGGCGCUGGAACAGAAUCCUCUAGUUUAAUCCAUGUACAGUGACAAACUCACAGAAACAGUGCACAGAUCAUGAGUUCAAUUUCAGUUCUCAAUUAUUGAUUAUGUUCUGCAGCCACUGUUGGUUCAAACUAACAUAGCUGUUCUGUAGCUCAUGUAAAAUAUGUUAAUAAAGUUUUAUAUGUUAAUGUC